Vombatus ursinus (common wombat) is the source of this 1109-nucleotide messenger RNA. It is a transcript of the gene ERICH6B, whose product is annotated as glutamate rich 6B. Lineage: Eukaryota; Metazoa; Chordata; Mammalia; Diprotodontia; Vombatidae. The record is from RefSeq and is a predicted model, not a curated record. Bases 229 to 783 code for a protein of 184 amino acids. The transcript is spliced from 5 exons.
CAUACCAGGAGAAAGCAGCCAGCCCCUGGGAAUCAUGUCAACGGGGUGAAGUUGCAGGCUCAUCGAGGGUUUGGUGUUCCAACAUUUUACAAGGGUCCUAAGGGUAAAGACUGUGUCUCUAAGCCGCUCUCCAUUUUCUUUCCAGAUGGGACAGGUCAGAUUUAUUAUCCAUCAGGGAACAUAGCACUGAUUAUCUCACACACAGAAGAUUGUGAUGCCUUCACCUACAUGAUUUUCAAAGAUGAAGAAAAAUUACACUUGCAGGCCCUCCUCAACAACAUGGGACAUGCUACCUUCUAUGACAAAGAACAAAAUAUCCGGAUGUGUCUGGGUUUGAAUUUGGGCUUCUACUUUGAUGCAAAAGGAAGACAGAAGGCCUGGAACUGGUGGGACCCAAAUCAACAUAUCCAUGCACCCCCUCACCAGCCGAUUUACUUCGAUCUCAAUCCAUGCUUUGGUGUCCACGUUAAAACCCAGGAUAAAGUGCUUAUCACCUUCAGUUACUACAAACAAAAAAUCCACUUAAACCUGGGCACCAAGGUCAAGGUGAAAGACUCCGAGACAGAGAUGAAACUGCAGCACAAGACUCUCCUGGAAACCCACAAAAUGCAGAAACAACUCCAAAAGACAAACAGCCUCCUGCAGAAAAUGAAAGGGCUGAGCUGUCUGACCAAAGUCGACCUGGAGAACUUCCUCAAGGGCUACCCAUCCAUGUCUGCGGUGGAAGAAUAUCUGCGGGCUGGAAAGCUCAGCAUACUCUGCUCAAAUCCCACCAGGGGAUGAGCUGCGUGAUGGUGCAGCCUUCCUAAGGAAGCGCUCCCUGCCUUCCAUCUGCCAAAAGCCUAAGGCUUGUUGCGGUUGUGGAAUUUGAGGGACAUUUAAGAUCCAGUCGCAGCCUCCUGUAUUUAGUGUAAGGGGGUGGGGCUUCUGGGGGAUCGGUUUGUUUGUUUUAAAGGUGCUCCAACGCAUAAAAAUUAACACCGCUCUCUUCGGACAGGAUUCAAAGUUAAUCACAAUUUGAAUCUGGGCAGGCAAUGCUAGCGGGCAGCUAGGUAGCACAGUGGAUAGAGUGCCAGGCCUGGAUCAGGAAGACCCGAGUUCAAGUCUGA